This is a messenger RNA of Gastrolobium bilobum, 1359 nucleotides long. RefSeq names its product glutathione S-transferase F9-like. The record is from RefSeq and is a predicted model, not a curated record. Gene Ontology annotation, cellular component: cytoplasm. The transcript is spliced from 6 exons. Bases 550 to 1197 code for a protein of 215 amino acids. Lineage: Eukaryota; Viridiplantae; Streptophyta; Magnoliopsida; Fabales; Fabaceae. Gene Ontology annotation, molecular function: glutathione binding; glutathione transferase activity.
CUUUUUCUUGUCUAAAAACCGUGAACAUGGUAAGAGAGUGAAAGCUUGAGAACUUGCUCGAGUCAUUAAAAUCAAAAUACUAUUAGAGAGAAAAAUCUUCCUUGCAGCUUUGUGAGUACACCUAUAGUUUCAAAUCCUUGAAAGGAGCUUUGUGUGUUUUGUUUUCUCCUCUUAUUCAUGUGACUUCAUGGCUGUGUUCUUGAGAAAAAGAAUGAUGAUCUUGGCUUUUGGUUGAAGAAUCAAUCAUCUAGUCAUCUAUAAGUGUUUUACGGUGAUUUUGACGGUUAUGGAUAUACGGAUAACUUUAGUGACGUAUGAGCAGGAUUUACAGAAAAGCUAGUUUCAGACACCAACGCCGCUCCGUCAUUAGUUGUGGCACUAUGCCCCUUUAUGUGUAACAAGAAAAAAAGAGAGUAGCUUAUCCCCACAUUUGAGUAUUUUAGGGAUUGAUGCUUCGCAGUUUGUGACACUCAAGAACUGCAGGAUAAGAACAGCAACUUAAUUGAGACACAAACCACCAAGUUGCCUCAAACUUGGGACAGAAAAAACAUGGUAGUGAAGGUGUAUGGUCCAACCUAUGCCUCCCCAAAAAGGGUCCUUGUGUGUUUGAUUGAGAAGGAAAUUGAGUUUGAAACAGUCCCUGUUGAUAUCUUCAAAGGAGAGCAUAAGGAUCCUGAGUUUCUCAAUUUGCAGCCUUUUGGAGUGCUUCCUGUUAUUCAAGAUGGUGAUUAUACUCUCUAUGAAUCUCGUGCAAUAAUCAGAUACUAUGCAGAAAAGUAUAAAGACCAAGGGACAGACCUGUUGGGGAAGACAAUAGAAGAAAGGGGUCUUGUGGAACAAUGGCUUGAAGUGGAAUCCCAGAACUUUCACCCACCAUUCUUCAACUUAGUUAUGAAUGUUCUGUUUGCCCCAUUAUUGGGUGUUCCUUCAGACCAAAAAGUGAUUGAAGAGAGUGAUGAAAAGCUUGGCAAGGUGCUGGAUAUUUAUGAGGAGAGGCUAUCAAAGACCAAGUACUUAGCUGGUGAUUUCUUCAGCCUUGCUGAUCUUAGCCAUCUCCCAAUUGGUCAUUAUUUGGUGAAUCAAACUGGGAGAGGGAAUUUGGUAAGUGAGAGGAAGCAUGUGAGUGCUUGGUGGGAUGAUAUUAGUAGCAGACCAUCUUGGAAGAAGGUUCUACAGCUAUACAAAUACCCUGUCUAGCUGCUUAUCUAUUUCCUGCUUGAGACUUAAAAUAGAGCAUAUCUGCAAGAUGCAGACCUUUUGAUGGUUUUCUAAUUUGCUUUUGCUUUGUAUAUAAAAAGCUUGGUGUGAAAGGUAAUCUUAAGAGCCUUUUAAGUUGAGAAAUAAGAAGAAAAAAAUUUA